Messenger RNA from Hemicordylus capensis (graceful crag lizard), 936 nucleotides. Its product is annotated as olfactory receptor 1044-like. Gene Ontology annotation, cellular component: membrane. Gene Ontology annotation, molecular function: odorant binding; G protein-coupled receptor activity; olfactory receptor activity. Gene Ontology annotation, biological process: sensory perception of smell; G protein-coupled receptor signaling pathway. Lineage: Eukaryota; Metazoa; Chordata; Lepidosauria; Squamata; Cordylidae. The record is from RefSeq and is a predicted model, not a curated record. The transcript has a single exon. The coding region runs from base 1 to 936 and encodes 311 amino acids.
AUGCAAGAGGCAAACAGGACCCAAGUCUCUGAAUUCAUUCUCUUAGGAUUCUCAGAUCGUUCUGAAGUGGAGAUACCUUUGUUCUUGCUUUUCCUACUCAUUUACCUACUGACCCUGACAGGAAAUCUGGGUAUGAUUAUGCUGAUUCAGACAGAUUCCCUCUUUCAGUCUCCCAUGUAUUUUUUCAUCAGCAAUCUGUCUUUCAUUGAUAUCUGCUACUCUUCCAUCAUUGUCCCCAGGUUGCUGUAUGACCUUUUAGAUAGGAAAGUGAUUUCAUACACUGCAUGUGCAGCUCAGAUGUGGUUCUUCACCCUGUAUGCCACCACAGAGUGCUACCUCCUAGCUGCCAUGGCUUAUGAUCGCUUUGUUGCCAUCUGCAACCCACUGCUGUAUCCAGUCACCAUGGCCAAAAAAGUUUGUCUCCAGCUUGUAGCUGGCUGCUACCUAGUGGGAAUUGUGAAUGCCAUUGUCCAUGCCAGCGGUACCUUUAGAUUGACUUUCUGUGGCCCCAAUGAAAUCAGUUCUUUUUUCUGUGACAUCCCUCCCUUGUUACGGCUCUCCUGCUCCAACAACUACACUUCCACAGUGGUGCUCUAUGUCCUGUCCACUUUUGUUGUGGUAGGCAAUGCACUGAUUGUUCUCGUCUCCUACACUUAUAUCAUUUCCACCAUCUUGAAGAUGCGGUCAUCCACUGGUAGGCGCAAGACUUUCUCAACUUGCGCUUCACACAUGGUGGCCAUUAUAUUGUAUUAUGGGUCCCUGACCUUCAUGUAUGUGCAGCCUGGGGGGCUUGAGGCAGUGGAGCAAGACAAAAUUGUGUCUGUGUUUUACACCAUUGUGAUCCCAAUGUUGAACCCUGUCAUCUACAGUCUGAGAAAUGAGGAGGUGAAAAAAGCACUCAAGAAAAAACUAACCAAGAAAAAUGUUCUUCAGUAG